AAAACCCUAAUUUUCUUCUGCAGAAUUCAUCAUCAUGAACGAGAUUCAUCAACCGAUGGCGAGGAGAGUUUGGAGAAGCAACGUCGAUGAAGAGAUGGCUCGUAUGGCGGAAUGUCUCAAGAGAUUCCCACUCAUCGCUUUCGAUACAGAGUACCCUGGCAUUAUUUUCCGUACUUAUUUCGAUUCCUCUAGCGACGAAUGUUACAGAGCCAUGAAAGGUAAUGUCGAAAACACCAAACUCAUCCAGUGUGGUUUCACUCUUUUCAACGCUAAGGGAGAGAUCGGUGGCGUUUGGGAGAUUAACUUCUCCAAUUUCGGCGACCCAUCUGACACACGCAACGAGAUUUCGAUCGAAUUUUUGAGGAGACAUGGUUUGGAUUUGCAGAAGAUUAGAGACGAAGGAGUUGACAUGUUCGGCUACGGGUUUUUCCCAAAGCUUAUGACUGUGUUUCGCUCUCAGAAACACGUUGAGUUCGUCACCUUUCAAGGAGCUUACGAUUUCGCUUACUUCUUGAGCAUCCUCAACAAUGGGAAGCUACCAGAGACUCACGGAGAGUUUGCAACAGAGGUUGUCAAAGUGUUCGGUCAAGUUUACGACACCAAGGUCAUGGCUGGAUUCUGUGAAGGCCUUGGUGAACACCUCGGGUUAAGCAAACUAGCCCAGCUGCUUCAGAUCACUCGUGUGGGAAGAGCACACCACGCUGGUUCAGACAGCUUAAUGACUGCACUUGUCUUCAUCAAGCUCAAACUGGUCUAUGAAGAUUCCAGAUUUGCUAGAGGAUUGAUCUAUGGAAUUGGGAAAAGAAACCUCGUUGCCGCCCCUGCGCCUGAGCCUGAGCCGCCUGUUCCUUUGAUGUGUCAGCAGAAUGUAGCUUCAUAUCCUGUGUUCCAUAAUGGAUAUGUCCAAAACUAUGAGCAGCCUCAGCUUGUCUCCUACCAUCCUUCAGCUGCCCCUUGGGCGUUCUGCAAUGCUACCGGUACGUAUGUGCAGCUUACUCAUCUACCUGCAAACACUUUUGCAUACCCGUCUCAGACGCCAUCUGCUGCAGUUGAUUAUCUUGGACCGGUUCCUAAUUAUUACAAUAAUAAUGCGUGCUAUGUAGUUGAGUAGAUUGAAAUUUCCCAGCUUUAGGAUGAUUAGAUGCCUCUGAGCUUUUUCUUUUUCCUUUUUCUUUUCUGGCUUUUGGUAGUAGUAAUGAAGACUUUAUUUUAUA
Molecule: messenger RNA, 1214 nt
Organism: Arabidopsis arenosa
Lineage: Eukaryota; Viridiplantae; Streptophyta; Magnoliopsida; Brassicales; Brassicaceae
Source: the annotation of a GenBank genome assembly